Messenger RNA from Micropterus salmoides (largemouth bass), 2239 nucleotides. It is a transcript of the gene irak3, whose product is annotated as interleukin-1 receptor-associated kinase 3. The transcript is spliced from 10 exons. The record is from RefSeq and is a predicted model, not a curated record. Gene Ontology annotation, molecular function: protein kinase activity; ATP binding; protein binding. Gene Ontology annotation, cellular component: plasma membrane. Gene Ontology annotation, biological process: protein phosphorylation; signal transduction. The coding region runs from base 216 to 1727 and encodes 503 amino acids. NCBI's taxonomy places the organism in Eukaryota, Metazoa, Chordata, Actinopteri, Centrarchiformes, Centrarchidae.
UCUUUGAAAACAUGUAACUUGGGGGUUUUCUUGGUGUCGUCAUGUUGUGUUUGUGCCCUUUGACUCGCCGAAUAAUGACUAAGGCGUAAGCUAUAGUGAGUGGGUGGGUGGGGGAGCUUCCGUUUUUGAGCAACAGUGAACAGUGUUGUGAACUGUUAACGGAACGUAGUUUGUUUCAUUUGGACUAGCGUCCUCCUGUGAGCGCGGCUGCACAGAUGGACGCCUCCACUUUACUCUACGAUGUCCCUCCGGCUGUCGUCCAAAGGUUCUGUGAAAUCAUGGACAGUGGGGAUGACAGGUUCGGGUGGCGUGGACUAGCUGUCCGAGUCGUCCCCAGCUUGUUAGAAGUUCGCAUGUUGGAGCGCAUGGAGACAGCAGGUCGCAGCCCCACUAGGGAGCUGCUGUGGUCCUGGGCCCAGCAGAAUUCAACAGUGCGAGACCUGGUUAAGAUUCUGCAGGACAUGGGCCACCUCAGGGCCCUGCAGCUCUUCCGGGGUCAAGCUCAAGUGAACUCAAUCACUUUCCAGGACAUCAUAGAAGGAACCAGACAUUUUCAUGAUGAAAUGAGAAUUGCAGAGGGCCCCUUUUCUGAUGUCUACAGAGCACAGAUGGGAAGUAGAACAUUUGCAGUCAAGGUUUUUAAACAGAUAAAUCAGACAUCAUGGAAGAAGCUGUGGGAUAUCUUCAGAAAAGAAGUGGAAAUUCAUCAUUUGUACCAGCAUCCAAAUAUCUUAGACCUGUGCUGUUUUUCUGGUGAGGACCGCUACUGUCUGGUCUAUCCUCACCUCCCCAAUGGAUCGCUCUUCCACAGACUACACUAUCAGGAUGGAAAGCCCCCUCUGUCUUGGCAAGAGCGUCUGACCAUCAUCAAGGGAAUUGCAAAGGCCUUGCAUCACCUCCAUACAGCCCAGCCCUGCCCAGUGAUCUGUGGCAACAUCUCCAGUGCAAACAUACUCUUGGAUGAUGCCCUGCAGGCCAGGCUGUCUAACUUUGAGUUGGCUCAUCUCCGUCCUCAUUCAGCCAAUCAGAACUUUACCGUCACUCUGGAUACGGGUCCUCACAGCAACCUGGGAUACCUCCCGGAGGAGUACAUCCGAGAUGGCAAGCUGUCCUUCAGCCUGGAUGUUUACAGCUUUGGAAUGGUCACAAUGGAAACGGUAACAGGACGGAAGGUCAUAGAGGACGUACCGAAACAUACACAGCUGAGAGAUUUGCUAGUCUCUGAGGUGGAGGACAGUGGUGGUGUGGACUCUUGUCUGCAGUACGUGGAUGUGGCGGCCGGCCGGUGGCCGACUGCUGUGGCCCUCAGCCUUCUGGGUCUGGCCUUGGACUGCACUGCUAGCCGCCACCGCAACAGACCAAGCAUGGAGAAUGUACUUCUGGCACUGAGCAAGCUGCUUCCUCCACCUAGCUGCCCCCCUGCCGACCAACCCCAUAGCCUGGAUAGCGGAGCCCAUAUAAUUCCCCAGCAGAGCCCUUUAUCCUCCAUACCUGUGGAGCACGAUGAGCAGCAGAGCCUCCAUUGUUCUCCAACACGAGCAGGGCCCUGUGAAUGCAGCCAGUCAGAGGUGACCUAUCUGAGUGACACUGUGGAUUCUCAUGGUGAGGUAGACCUGUACUGCAGCUGGCCUGUACAGUGCAGCUGCACAGCAGAGAACGGCAGUCUGGCCUGUGAGGACUGCAGGGCCAACAGCUUCAUUCUCAACCACAGGCAGGGCUCGGAGUAAGUGUUGUUAAGAUAUUCAGAUUCACAUCACAGAAGCAGGUAAGACUCUGUGGAUCUUGCUCACCAAACCGGCUUAGGAUCACAUUUGAUGGUAUGUCAAAAUUCUCCAAAUCCACGGACCGAUUUGACUUUUGAUUUUAAGGUCAAGAUUUGAUAAAAAAACAUUUUCAGCGUCUGCCAUAUCAAAUAAAAUAUGAUGUUGCAGAUUUGUCUGGUUCCCAGGCUAAGGGAUUGUUAGACUAUCAAAUCUUGUUCAACAGAUCACACUUGAUACCAUAUAGGCUAUGUUUUUAAAGAAGAAAAUUAAAAUUUUCAGGGCAUAAAACAAAUGAUCUAACUACCAUAUUUUGGGAUAUAAUGUUCCACAUUAUGGCCGUAUGGUAGAACCAUUUAUUUAAAGAGGUGGUAUUAUGCAUUUUGGCUUUCUCCCUCUCCUUUAUUGAGUUAUAUAUCUUUUUUGUGCAUGUAACAGGUUUGCAAAGUGAAAAAGUCCAGCCCAAAGGGAGUUCCCAU